Messenger RNA from Misgurnus anguillicaudatus (oriental weatherfish), 6882 nucleotides. Lineage: Eukaryota; Metazoa; Chordata; Actinopteri; Cypriniformes; Cobitidae. The record is from RefSeq and is a predicted model, not a curated record.
CUUUGAUAAUGCUGUUGGAUAUAAUGAACUGUCUCUUACUGAGAUGCUCACAGUUCUUGAGGCAUCUCUUCAGUUCAUUCUGCUAAAAGAUGCUAAAGAUGAUGGAGAUCAGCCACUUGGCUGGGAGAAGAAGUACAACUUUCUCUUGGGUUUGGUGGAGCAGCUUCAUGCCACAAAUGCAACUUUGGCAGAACGUAUUUUACUAAAUGUACUUGACAUGAUUUCAGAGAUUUCACCACAAGGUAGAGAUAUUUUGGGUCAGAUGUUGUUCAACAGAAUCUGGACGCCAACAGAAAUAAUGCUCUUUCUUUGCAAAAGUCCGGCUAUCAAAUGUGAUCAACUUGAUUCAGUUCUUCACACAGCACUAACCUAUCACCUGGACUGCAUCCUUGUUCUCUCUGCCCUUACGUAUGAAACCCCUUUAAUGUUUCUUGAGCAACAAAUGAAAAGCGACAAGGAUAAAGAUGCUGAUACCAUUGUGAAAGAACUUCGUGAAGCGAACUGCCCAGAGAAAGUCUUGGUGCUGUUAAAGGAUGUGCUUAGAUACAUGGAGUUAGAACUCCCAAAAUAUCAACUGGUGGACCUCACAGAGGAGCAAAUCAACGUUUUGAAAAAGAAAAUAUCAUCUCUUGAUCUUACAAACCCAGAUAUAAACACUCUAAAAGAUGUAUUGAUUGGAAUGUCAAUAGCAGUGCAAGACUGCUCAACAAUCUUCACAAAAGACAACACAAAAAUUCAAGGCUAUUUUCCGAGAUGUACACAACUAGCAUCGUUGCUUUUGCUCCUUCUGACACAGCUGACAGGAAAUAAAGGAUGUCUUCUGGAGAUUGGCACAGGUGAGGGCAAGUCCUCUAUCUUAGCCAUGUUUGCAACAAUUCUGGCCAUUCGUGGAACCAAAGUGGACAUUGUAACAAGCUCUCCGGUUCUUGCCCAACGCGACCAAGAAGAGUGGAAAAAGUUUUUCAAUAUGUUUGGUGUCACUUCAUCUGUAGUACCUCCACGUUUCUCAAGUGUCUGUUCACCAGAGGAACAGGAGGAAUGUCUGAGACAUGCUUACAGACAGCAAAUAGUAUAUGGCACAGUUGGAGUCUUUGCAGCAGACAUACUUAAACAAGAAUUUGAGAAGAGGACUGUUCGCGAUAAAAGGCAGUUUGAGCUUGUAAUAGUGGAUGAAGUGGACUACAUGACUUUGGACAAUGGAGUUCAAGUGACAUUCUUGUCUCAUGAAUCUAGUGGAUUUAGGCAUGUGGAGCAAAUCCUUUCCAACAUAUGGGCCAUGAUAUCUACAUGUCAACCAGUAGAAAUGCUUGAAGCAGGGGAGAUCAAAUGGGCGACCAGGAUACAGUACCUUCAUAAAGCUGUAACGUCAGCCGUUAUGGGACUGGAAACAUCAGAAAACUUCUCAGCAAAUGAGAUCUUGUUGCCCGGAGUGACUUUGGGCUUCUACACCCAGGAGGAUGUUGAAAUGAUACAUCAAGCUGAGAGCAAAAAAGAAAAUGAAGACGAUUUGAAUCAGGAUCCAAUGUCCAACGCUAUUUCUGAGAUCAUGAAAAAACUUGGAGUUUUAGAACAAUAUGAUCUUCUGACUAUAUUUGAGGAGGUUUUGGAGAACAGUGUGGUGUUUAAGUGCUAUUCUUUAGAAAACAACAAAGCCAAACGUUUUGACAAUCGGGAAAAACAAGGUGAACUUCAUGUGGAAGUGCUACUGCUGGAAGGAGGACUGGCAUGCGAAAUCAUGUCUGAGAAAUCACUCAUUGAUGCAACUAUAAGCACAAUAAAGUCAUCUAUCAGGUAUUCUGAUAACCUCGAAACAGCUGAAGAAUCCAACAGCUUCAUUGUCAUCCCAGUUUUCUUGAGAAGCUACAUUGAGAGUCAGUUACCAGUUUUUGUUGAAAAUGCAAUAAGGGCCAUUGAGAUGUCGCAUGGCCGAGAAUACAUGAUAGACACCUCACCGGCCGCUGAAAGAGACGUUGCUGACAGUCAUGACCGACACGAGUAUGAUGCAAUAAUUCCAGUAGACUUCAAAGCAAGCGGCGUGCUGGAGAAAAACAAGAAGUGGGGUAACGGUCUGCAACAGUUUUUGGAGUUCAAGCACCAACUUGCGAUUUCGCCGUCAUCCAACGUGACAAACUACAUGUCAAAUUUCCAUUAUUUCAAAAGGUACCUCAGUGGAAGUGGUAUAUUUGGUGUCUCUGGUACAUUAGGAGGUAAGGCAGAUUGGGACUUUCUGGAAAGACAUUACAAAGCAAAGAGCUACACUGUACCUGCACAUCGCCACAAAAGGGUGACGGAGCUUCCGGUCAUCCAGGUGAAAGGUGGGAAUCACCAAUGGAUCCAGACUAUUUGUGAAACUUCAUGGAAAGUAGCAGAUAGAGGACAAGUUGUCUUGGUAAUUUGUGAAGAUGUUAAAACAGCAGAUGAACUGCACAAGAAAAUACAAGACGGAGGCAGAUUAAAGCCAGAACAGAUUACUCUGUACACAAUCAGCGAAAAGCACAACAUUGAAAGAGAGAAAUUCUGUGGAGGCAGAAUCAUCAUUGCUACAAAUCUCGGUGGACGAGGAACAGACAUUAAGGUUGAUGAAAGUGUGAAUAAGUGCGGUGGUCUCUUCGUUCUUCUUACUCACUUUCCACCCAACCGGAGAGUCGAGAAACAAAUAUUUGGUCGCACGUCGCGUAAAGGCAACCCCGGGAUGGUUCAGAUGGUUGUGAACUGCGAUCAUCUCGCACCAGCUUACCAAGGUCAGUCUGUGGAAAUCAUGCGCCAGCUGAGAGAGGAUUAUGAAACAAAACGAAUCCACGACAUGGAAAGUGAUGAGCUGGUUGAAAUAAACCUAAAGGAAAAUCUGUUCUCCACAUUUUGCAAAUUACUGCAAGACUUUGAUGGUCAUUACACCCACAGAGAAAAACUGAACCCCAUGGAACUGCAGCUCAGUAAUAUUCCUGAGUGCUUCACACAUUAUCAGUCUAAGUUUGACUAUCAGCCUGCCGUCAAUGCUUUGAAAGAGUCUUGGGCCUUGUGGUUGACCCUUCAUGAGGAUCACAUCAACAGACAUGAUGACUUCAAAGAACUUGAAGCAGACCUUAUCAAGACAAUAAAUAAAACAAGUGAAAAGCUGCUGCGAGGAGAAUGCGAUAACUUCUACGAUCAUGUCAGACAGGCGAUUGUAAGAACUGAUCUACAUUGCCGAAACAAAAACAGCAACGAUAAUGGAGCAAAAUCCUAUUGGCAAAAAGUUGUGGACUUUGACCCGCACUACAAGGCUGUGGCACUCUAUAACCAGGCGUACAUCACCAUCAAUCUUGGUAAGGGGAACUAUAAAGCAGAUGCUAUGAAACUGCUGGAAGAUGCGAAAACAUCCAUUGAUGUCUAUGUCUCAGAAGUCUCAAACACAAUGGUGUCUUGUAACCUAUCAGUCACUGGUAACAAAGAUCAGAACUCAAACAACAACAACAACUUUCAGAGUCAAAUGGAGGCCAGAAUGAACAUCUUUAAGUCUUGGAUGUCUUACAUUGAUAAUGCAUGGAACAAACUGAAAGAGCUGGAGAAAAACAAUGAUGAUGCCAUUACAGAGGACUGUUCGGUUUACAUGCUGUCUGAAGAAAAGAACUUCAUAGUCAACAAUGAACUGAGAUCGCUGUACGACUAUGGACUGGGAGUUGUUUUUGAGGUCAAAAAGAAACCCAAGUUCUGCAUUGAUGCUUUGAUAUGUUUCAUACUCGGAGUGGUCCAGGUUCUCGCUGGAGUUCUUGUUUGGGCUCUGACAUUUGGAGCAGCCAGUCAGAUUGGAAUGGGUCUGAUUUCAGAAGGGGUGUCGGACAUGAUCAGUGGAAUAGAAGGGAUGAUAAAAGGCACAUUCGAUUGGGUGUCUUGGGCAAUAUCUAAGAGUAUCAGCAUUGGGCUUGCUUUGUUAACGGCUGGCUUUAGCGUUAUCAAGAAAGCAGUUACUGCUGUAUGUAAAGCAACAAAAAGUAUCCUCAAUGGUACAAAGUCUUUCUCUACUGUUGCAUCUGAAUUCAUCAAAUCAGGAAAGGCAGUAUUUGCCUCGGUAAAAGAAACUGCUAAGUCCAGUUUAUCAGCCCUCAGUAAAGAAUCUAUUAAAACUGCGAUGAAAAGCAUGUCGUCUUCUGCCGUACUCAAACAGAACUUCAAAGUUGCUGCUAAAUUUGCUGUUAAGGAAAUCGGGAAACAGACUGUCAUCACUGCCAUGAACUACGCAAUCGAUGAGGCACUUAAGAAAGUCUUUAAGGAUAUUUUACAAACCAGCUUUGAAGAUGUGGUCACUUCAUCUGUGAAGCAGAACAGCAAACUGGAUCAGACUCUUGAAGAGUUCAUCAGCUCAGGCAUUCCGAAAGCUGCCUUAAAAAAAGAGAAUUAUAAGAUUGACCGGAAUUAUGAGAAAGAAUUAAAAAAAUCUGUAGGGGUGCUGUGCGAAAAGAUAAUUCCUGAGCUCAUACUGGACUGUACCACUGCACGGGAGGUUAUCAGCAGACUCUUGGAUGUGUGUGAAGCAGCAACAGACCUAAUGAAUAAAGCCAAACUGUCUGGUGUACUUGAAUCAGCAACGCUAGUUCUGAAAGUGGCUGAGUACUCAGUAAAUCUCACUCAAAUGUUGGGAGCUGUACCAACAAAGGAGAUCAUAGACCAGAAAUUUGUUCCCGAAUUACUGGAGAGCAUCGGUGAGCUUCAGAAAGAACUGGAAAAGUACGACCAAGAUGGACGACACAAUUUACCCGACGUACAACGGCUUAAAACAGAACUUAUGCAGGUUAUCUCUCAAAAGGUUUCUGAGCAAUUCAUCAGUUCCUGUUCUGAACACAUGACCACUUUAAUGACCAGCACAUUUAAAAGUCAGUUAAAAAAUGCAGCAGGAGAGGCAGUAGAUCGUGUCAUGAGCAGAAAUAAAACUCGCCGUUUCUUCAAUGACCAAAGGGAAAAACACAACAAGAAAUCCACGAGCCACAAGGAAGUAAAGGGGCUGUCAGGUGUGGACCAAACAAAGCUGUAUACAAAGUAUACAGAAGAUAUUUGCAAAGCCGAUCAGCCCGCUACACCCCUCGAUAUGUACGUGCUUACAAAAAGUAACCUGCUGAGUGGAAAAGGAAUUCAACUGACUGUCGUUGAUGGAAAUGGAAAACAGCUCACUGAGGAGCGUUACCCGGGAACCACCAAAUCAGCGGGCGAUAUAAAACUGAGAUUAACCAAAUCUGCAGAAGCUGGCGAUCCAUCACAAGCCAGUGCAAAGCUGUACAGCGGUCAUUUUGGUAUUAUACAGGACGACGGCAUAAUAAUCAGCGUCAAAUCGGAUCAUCAGAACGCUCUUUAUCAAGCUGUAGCGCAAGCAACUGGCAGCACGGCUGAAGACCCAGAGAAGGAAGCUUUGGUGCUACGUGAGAAAGUGAAAAAUGAGAUCCAGACAAACUUUGAAUUGUACACACCCAUGCUUGCGCUUCAGAUGGGAUACGACUUUACUCACGAAAACCCCAGAAAAUACAACAUAACUGGAGGGAAAAAGGAGACAGACACCUCUCUGCAGGAAUACUUGCAGAGCGUUAAAUUUAUCAAAAGUGAAGAAUGUAUCCUCAUCAAAAUGUACCAUUUGGGAUUCGUUGGUGAAUAUACAAGUGUUCAAAAUGCUCGAAAGUCCAGUAAGAACGCUACUGGGACAUUUACCACGAGCCAUAUACCACCGAAGGACUCCUUCAGACUAGCUCAGAUGUCCAUGGAAAACUCAGCAAACGAGUUUAAAAAUAAAAGCCCAGAGCUUUAUAAACUAAUCAGCAGCAUAAAAACGGACAGUAAUGGACAAAACCUGGUUGCCAUGGAGGUUCUAGGACAAGAUCACAGACGAGCUUUAACCACAGGCCCGAGCAACCGGUCACAGAUGGCUAGGAAACUUCUAUCAGACACUUUGAUUAGUGGAGAUGUGGAGCUUCUGCUAAAACGCUGCAUGAUUCUGCAUCAUCCGUUUACUUCAGAAAAGCUCAAAAACGCUUUAGGUGAAAUCAUUCUGUCCCAGUGUCAAAUUUUGUCGGAUGAUGGUAUCCGAGGCUACUACAAAGCAGGGUACAGAAACCUGGUGUCCGAGUACAGCCGCAUGGGAAUCCUGGAUCAGAACCAGCGUGAGCGUCUGGAUGAGUGGGUGACUCAGGAUCAACACGAGGAUGUAAACACUGCGGAGUACAGACAGCUUCUGGAAGCAUUAAAGUGAAAAUGUCUAGUGUUAAAAAAAAAUUCUUGAUAAAAUUAUGUUGAUGAAGAUGAUCACUUUAAAAAGUAAAAAAAAGAUUGAUUUCUGCAUCUGAAUUAGUACUUACUACAAACAAAUUACAUAGCAAGUAAAGAUAUUUUGUUGUGUUGGUAGAUCAUUUCGAAAAUUUGAAUAAUUAAUCAUUCGUUAAUUGAUCGGCUGAGAAAUGUUCCGUGGGUAUGCAUUAAUUUCUGAUAACCGCACACCAAACAAAUGUCUUAAAAAUAGGUACCAGAGCAAUGUUUGUGGUAACCGUGGUAUAAAAGGAAUAAUUGACUCUGGUCCUUUGAAUUAUUUGAAAAUAAUGCACACAUUGCUCCUUGGGUGUGCAUUAUUUUCUUAUAAGUCAAUGGCCUGUUGUCAAUUAUUCCUUACAUGUCUAGAAUUAUUGUGUUUGAAAAAAAUUACAAUACACUCCUAAACAUAGGGGCUAAAACAGUUUUUGGCAGAGAUGACAUAGAUAGAAGAACCAAUUUUAGUUCCCCAUGUAAAGACAAUUUCAGAUCAAAUGUUGUUCAAAUAAUUAUUUCUUUCUUACCUUUUCAAAGUCUGUAAAAACAAAGUCUGUUGAACCAAGCAGUGUAAUGCACUCCACAAUCUGGAUUAUAAACUCUUGCUUCUCAAAAACUCAA